AUGCUCAUCCCUCCAGCUGCCACGGCGGAGUCGACAGAAGCUCGCCCGACACCUUACAGUUCUUAUCGCGGUCUGUUUGGUGAUUCAGAUGCGGCAAGAGACCAUCGCCACAUGAGCACUCGUUUUGGCCGCCAGCCUUAUAUUUUCCCCGAGGACGAUCCUACCAUCGGGGAAGUGGAGCGCGAUCGCAACAUGCACGUUGGGCGCAUCUACGAUGCCAUGGUCUGCGGAGAUCGGGCCCAAGAUAACCCUGGCUCAAUCGCCAUGAAGCGCUGGGUCAACGGUGCUCACUACAAGUCCGACCUCGUAGAAGCUUUUGCUCACAAAGUCUUCGACUGCCUGCUCGUGCAGGUCCAGGAAGGCUUCCGCGGCUGGCAUCACAACGACUACGUCGACGACGACCGCAAAGGCGAGAAAGAAGACCGCGAAGCUGACUGUGCGAACCGCUUGGAGAACAUCAUCGAUGCGCUCGAGCGGGAAAAGACUGUCUGCGAAGACGUCGUCACUUCCGCCAGUCAGAUCCGCAUGUUCGUGAAUGCUCCGAUCGCGUACGCACAGCGCAAGUUCCAGAACCGCCAGGGCAACAGCAAAAGAGGUCGA
Didymella exigua CBS 183.55 is the source of this 600-nucleotide messenger RNA. RefSeq lists its product as uncharacterized. The transcript has a single exon. The annotation marks the transcript as partial. The record is from RefSeq and is a predicted model, not a curated record. Lineage: Eukaryota; Fungi; Ascomycota; Dothideomycetes; Pleosporales; Didymellaceae.